Pterocles gutturalis (yellow-throated sandgrouse) is the source of this 962-nucleotide messenger RNA. Its product is annotated as AP-1 complex subunit sigma-3. The transcript has 5 exons. Gene Ontology annotation, cellular component: intracellular membrane-bounded organelle; membrane coat; AP-1 adaptor complex. NCBI's taxonomy places the organism in Eukaryota, Metazoa, Chordata, Aves, Pterocliformes, Pteroclidae. Gene Ontology annotation, molecular function: clathrin-cargo adaptor activity. Gene Ontology annotation, biological process: intracellular protein transport; vesicle-mediated transport. The record is from RefSeq and is a predicted model, not a curated record. The coding region runs from base 1 to 522 and encodes 173 amino acids.
AUGCUCAGCCUCCCCAGGACCUUGCUGAUGCCACGUCCAAACACCAUAGCAGGGCUGGAGAUACACUUUAUACUGCUGUUCAGUCGGCAGGGGAAAUUAAGGCUUCAGAAAUGGUAUACGACGCUACCUGAUAAAGAGAAGAAAAAGAUCAUUCGAGAAAUUGUUCAGAUUAUUUUGUCUCGCAAUCAAAAAACAAGUAGUUUUGUUGACUGGAAAGACCUCAAGCUUGUUUACAAAAGGUAUGCUAGUUUGUAUUUCUGUUGUGCAAUAGAAGACCAGGAUAAUGAGCUCCUGACACUAGAGGUUGUUCAUCGAUACGUAGAGCUUCUGGACAGAUACUUUGGAAACGUGUGUGAGCUGGAUAUUAUCUUUAAUUUUGAAAAAGCUUAUUUUAUUCUUGAUGAGUUUAUAAUUGGCGGAGAAGUACAAGAAACUUCAAAGAGGUCUGCAGUGAAAGCCAUAGAAGACUCUGACAUGUUGCAGGAGACAGUGGAAGAGUACAUGAACAAGCCUGCAUUUUAAUGUUAAAACUACCUGGAGGGGAACUGCUGUAUGCAUCUGCAAAAUGCACUUCCUGAAAUUGCUUCCCAAAGUGCCAGAUCCUCAGAGAAAUACCAAAAACCAAUAAGUAAAUGGGUUUGUUUGUAUAAUGGUGAAGAUGAAGGUCAGCUAAUGUAGCACAGGGCUUAACAAUUCUGUACUUGCAUUGCUCCGCAUGUGAGUUUCUCAGAGGUAGUACCCUUGAUCUAGUUUCUCUGCUCCUUGCUGGAAUAAACACCUGUUUUAUACUGUGUCUUUUAGCUGCGGGUUUUGUCAUCAUAAAAUGUUACUCUGAUAGAGGUAUUUUUACUAGUUUUGGUCCAUUGCUGACCAUAUGACUCUACUUUUGUACAAAUGUCCAUUAUUUUGAAUGUAAUGAUUAUUCUGCUCUAAUAAUAACAACUUUUUUUUCUAAAAGCCAA